This is a messenger RNA of Rhinocladiella mackenziei CBS 650.93, 1152 nucleotides long. RefSeq lists its product as uncharacterized. The transcript has a single exon. The coding region runs from base 1 to 1152 and encodes 383 amino acids. Gene Ontology annotation, molecular function: protein binding. The record is from RefSeq and is a predicted model, not a curated record. Lineage: Eukaryota; Fungi; Ascomycota; Eurotiomycetes; Chaetothyriales; Herpotrichiellaceae.
AUGAAGAAGGAAAGGGGCAAGGCCAAAAGCAAGAGACAUGAACUGGCAGCCACAGGACCCCAUCAGGGUAAGGCUCUGAUUAUCUCCAAAUUCAAGGGGCAUUUGCUGAACCGUCCGGCUUCAACCCCAACUGCCACCGUCAUUACCGGGAUGAACCCAAGCCUCAACGGAUCCAACGCCGGCACAACCCCGGAAAGCGAGGAGCGGAUCGACUUGGAAGCACAACCCGACUUGAAGCCCCAAGACUACUUCCUCAAAGUGUCUUCCACCCCCGACCGCGGCCUUGCAGUAUUCGCCACCCGCAAAAUCAAGGCUGGAACACUGAUCCUGGCCGAAAAGCCUCUGAUAUCACUUGACAAGGACAAAGAAAACGACUAUUCUGCUAUCGAACGCGAGUUCUCGUCCUUGUCUCGUGCAGAUCAAAAGGCCUACCUCAAACUCUUUGAUGCCCAGAAAUCCCGAAUGUCUCGUGUCGUCUCGAUCUAUUAUAGCAAUUGUUAUAAUUGCGACGGCUUCAAGAAUGACGGCCAAGGGGGUUCGGCGAUUGGCGCCAUCGUGAGCAGGAUCAAUCACAGCUGUGUCCCCAACGUCCAGUUCAGCUAUGACGGGGCUACUGACGAGAUCAAAUUUCAUGCCAUCCGCGACAUGUCUCGUGGCAAGGAAGUGUGCAGCAACUACGACAAGUCCGUGUUCGAGGUUACGUCCAAGCGGCAGGGGAAACAGCAGAUGCAUUACGGUUUCGUGUGCCAGUGUGAAGCUUGUGAGCCCAAGAACGAGUUCUGGGCCAAAAGCGAUGAGAGGAGGAAAGGCAUGUAUAAAGCUCUCCGCGUCGUGCAGGGCUGUGAGAAGCGAUAUUCGGAGACCAGGGCCCACGUCGGAGCAGGAGAAAAGAAUGAUGAUGGUGUGGAUGAUGCUUUGAAUGCUUUGGUAAAGUUGGAGAGAUUGCUGCUCAAGGAGUGCCUCGUUGGUGUGCCCUUGGCGAACACGUACCGGAGCAUGGCAAAGUGGGCAGAGAGAAAAGGAGAUCUCCAAGGGGCCACGAAAUGGAAGAUCAAAGAGAUGGAGGUGUGCAUUAUUGGUUUUGGAAAAGAGGCUGCGAGAACGAAGGCUAUCGACGCCAAGUUGAAGGAGUUGCGAUCCGCGUCAAGCUGA